Molecule: messenger RNA, 2706 nt
Organism: Parasteatoda tepidariorum (common house spider)
Lineage: Eukaryota; Metazoa; Arthropoda; Arachnida; Araneae; Theridiidae
Source: RefSeq, a predicted model, not a curated record
ACAUUCUCUUUUGAAUCGACGCUAAGCGGUGGUUGAGAGGUAUAUGAUUCCUGUGAAGAUUAAAGGAAACGUAGACUGAGAGCUUAGAAGCCUAAAAUCGAAUCAUUUUACCUGAAGUAUUUAAAUGUCUUAAGAUGGAAUUAAAUCAUGGUACAGCGAAGUCCUAUUUCAGCACAUCACACAAUGGCGCGUUUUCAUUUCAGUGGAAAAUCAAGAAUUUUUAUCGUUUACAACGAGAUUUUCCUAUUUCGAGUCCGGAAUUUUAUUAUAAAGGCAGUAACAACCUUUGGUUCUUGAAACUUAAAGUUUCGUAUUAUCAUCCCAAUGAUUUUCUCAUAUUAGAUCUACAUAAAAUUUCUACUGAUGAAAUUGGUUUAAAUUUUACAAUAACUGUAUCUCAAAACCAGGGAACAACAUUUUAUGCAAAUAGUGGUUCUGAAUUUUAUUUUUCGAAAUUGAAACCUGUAAAAUUGCUACCAAGCAUAAGACUACCGAGAUCGUUGUUGUAUGAUUUCAUUAACAUCUCUUGUACUAUUCAAGUAAGUGAUCUAGAUGUUGAAAGUCAUGCAAAGACAGUGACAAGCAUAUAUCCCAGCCUCAAAAGUUCAGAAUCCCAAAGCGAUAGACAAAGCUCUUCAAAUCAUAUCCAUAAUAAUUCUGAAAAAGCAGACCGGACGGAACAAAAGGCCAACUCACAUUUGAAGGAAAAGAAAGUUGAUGAAUCCGUAGUGAAAAUUGCAGAGCGAACUCAAUCCUCCCAAAUGGAAAAUACUCCAGAUGAUAGUCCGGAUCUUGAAACAUUGAAGCAACUUUCGAUCGAUUUAAAAAGGAUGCUUACCCAAACCAUGAAUGCUGAUGUAACAAUUCGAGUGGAAGAUAUCACCAUCAAAGCGCAUAAAAAUAUAUUAUGUGCAAGAUCACAAGUGUUUUGCAGCAUGUUCGAACAUUCCACUAUAGAAGCGGCAAACAAUGAGAUUGAAGUGACGGAUAUCCGACCUUCUGUUAUGGAAAAAGUCAUCAAAUACUUAUACUCUGGUGAAAAAGGUCGCCUUCAAUACGAGGAAGCAUGUGAUCUUUACUACGCAGCUGACAAAUAUGAGAUUUUAGGUCUCAGAGAAGCUUGUAUGAAAGAUCUCGUAUGCCUACUUGAUGUGAGCAACGCCUGUUCAAUACUCAGUCUAGCAUAUCGUCACAGUGAUGAUGCUUUCAAAGAGCAAGUAAUGAACUAUAUUUCUAAGAAUUUUAUUUCUAUUGUCAAUACAGAGUCGUGGAUUGAAUUAACAGAUAAAGACACAAGACUAGCUGCUCUUUUGAUGCGUUAUUGUGCUGGAGCUUUGACUAAGUAGUAACAAUGUCCAAAAGUAAGAAAGGAUGCCAUAUAAGGACACAAAUUCCGAUCAGUACCUACACUUUCAAGUGGUCCAUAGAACACUUUUCAAAACUUUUGCUGGAAAAAGAAAUCACAAGUCCUGAUUUUUAUCCUUGCUGUUCUGGGGUUAAGUGGUAUUCUACUUUAAAAAAGUCCUCGUCAUAUUUAACUUGGGUCAUGUACAAUCCUACAGAGCAAAAUGUAUCUGUAGAACACAGAAUUUCUAUUGUGGACUCAAGUGGAAUGAUAUGGUUUAAAAAGAAACUACAUAGGACCUAUAACACAGAACAAAGUACUGUGAGUACCAAUCGGAAUAGAGUAAUACGUUCGUCUUAUGAGAACAUUGCACAAUGUGUACUGAUUAACGAUAGCGAUACAAUAAAUACUAACGAUAUGUAUCAUCUGACAAAAGAUAUUGUCACAUUUUCUUGUUUCAUGACAUUUUCAGGACACAAUAUCGAGAACCAAACCUUUGAGCUGAUAUCGGAAACUGCGGAUGACAGUAAAAAUCUCGUAAAAUUGUCUAAUGAUUUAAAAACCAUGUAUGGCGUUUCUCUGUACACCGAUGUGUGCUUGCGCAUCGGUACUGACUCUUUGCGAGUGCACAAAGCAAUUAUAUGUAGCCGAUCCCCAGUGUUCGCAAAAAAUGUUUGAACACAAGCUGGAAGAAAAAGAAACCAACGUUAUAGAAAUAGUGGACUUAGAAAUGCAAGUUCUUAAAGAUUUGAUUUCAUUCCUGUACACAGCGUUUAUACCAAAUGAGGAUUUUGAUUCUGUUCUAGCUUUGUACUACGCUGCUGAUAAAUAUGAUGUUUCAGAUCUCCGCAAGUUUUGCGGCGAAAUUCUCUUAUCCAAGUUGACCAUUGACAAUGCUUGCCUAGUAUUAGCACUCGCUGAACGCCACUCUGAUCAAAUAUUGAAGGAUUCUGUUAUGACCUUUAUGGAUAUAAAUCUGGAGCCAAUUUUAGCAACAGAUGAGUGGGCAAAUCUCGUCUCAGAGAAUACUAAGCUUGCGGCGGAAGUGAUGCGUACUCGUUCGAAAAACAAAACUGAUGUUGAGAUUAAUGUUAAUGAAAUUGCUCAGAUAAAUGUUACUGAAACUGCUGAGUUAUUUGGAGAGCCUAUACUAAGCGGAAGGAAUCAGUGGGAGGAAUGCCUUGAAGUUCGAGGUCAAGUAUAUUAGGAUUUAGAAACUCCUAGUUAUAACAGACUUGAAAUUUUUAACCUCUUGUUUCAAUAGUAAUUUGAAAAUUUUUGUGGCCAUUUUUGUUGUUAUCCUCGCUGAUUCACCCAUUUCGUAUUUUUUUAAAAUUUCCCUUUGGACAAGCAUAUAUAUA